CAUCCAAUUUUAGAGCGGAAGUGAAGGCGGGAGGUUUGUAACACUCGCAGGAGGCGUUUGAGAAGCGUUCAUUCAACACUGAAUUUACCAAAAUUUAACUUUGUAUUUUACGUAAAAUGAUCGCAGGAGUGAAACGGGAGAGGGAUGUUGAUGAAGACGAGGAGGAAGAGGUGCGUGUGAAAGUCGGUCGCUCUCAUGGUGUUGAAGACCGAAGAAGCCGUCAUUGUCCGUAUCUGGACACAAUCAACAGGAGUGUUUUGGAUUUUGACUUUGAGAAGCUUUGUUCAAUCUCUCUCUCACACAUUAAUGUCUAUGCCUGUCUGAUCUGUGGGAAAUAUUUCCAAGGUCGAGGUCAGAAGUCUCACGCGUACAUCCACAGCGUUCAGUUCACACAUCAUGUUUUCCUGAAUCUCCACACGUUGAAGUUUUACUGCCUGCCAGACAAUUAUGAGAUCAUUGACUCCUCAUUAGAGGAUAUUACGUAUGUGCUGAAACCCACAUUCACCAAACAGCACAUCGCUGGUUUGGAUAAGCAUGGAAAGCUGUACAGAGCCUACGACGGCACAACCUAUCUGCCGGGAAUUGUGGGUCUCAAUAACAUCAAGGCCAAUGACUAUGCUAACGUGGUUUUGCAGGCUUUGUCAAAUGUGCCACCUCUGCGGAACUACUUUCUGGAGGAGGACAACUACCGCAGAAUCCGCCGGCCGCCGGGUGACAUCAUGUUUCUGUUGGUGCAGCGCUUUGGGGAGCUCAUGCGCAAGCUCUGGAAUCCUCGCAACUUCAAAGCCCACGUGUCGCCGCAUGAAAUGUUGCAGGCGGUGGUGUUAUGCAGUAAAAAGACCUUUCAGAUCACUAAACAAGGGGACGCUGUUGACUUUCUGUCUUGGUUUAUGAAUGCAUUGCAUGGUGCUCUUGGUGGGACAAAGAAGAAAUCAUCCAUCGUCACCAAGGUGUUUCAGGGGUCCAUGCGAAUCUUCUCAAAGAAGCUUCCCCAUCCAGAUUUGCCUGCAGAAGAGAAGGAAGCGCUUCUUCUUAAAGAUGAGUAUCAGGAGGAGAUGUCUGAGUCCACCUUCCUGUAUCUGACACUGGAUCUGCCCACCGCACCGCUCUACAAAGAUGAGAAGGAGCAGCUCAUCAUUCCUCAGGUUCCUCUCUUCAACAUCCUGGCCAAGUUCAAUGGAAACAAUGAGAAGGAAUACAAGACAUACAAAGAGAAUUUUCUAAAAAGGUUCCAGCUCACCAAACUUCCUCCGUACCUCAUCUUCUGCAUCAAACGAUUCACCAAGAACAACUUCUUUGUGGAGAAAAACCCAACUAUUGUCAACUUCCCCAUCACGAACGUUGAUUUGCGCGAGUACCUGACAGAAGAGGCGCAGGCUACAGAGAAGGUCACCACCUACGACCUGGUGGCCAAUAUAGUUCAUGAUGGAAAACCCUCUGAGGGAUCCUACAGAAUUCAUGUUCUGCAUCAUGGCACAGGGAAGUGGUACGAGCUUCAGGACCUGCAGGUGAUUGAUAUCCUUCCACAGAUGAUCACGCUCUCAGAGGCCUACAUACAGAUUUGGAAAAGACAAGAUAAAGACGAUGGAGCAGAAAGCCAUACAGGGGCGUAGGAGGCCCAAAGUCACAGCUUUGGUGAGGUGUAAAUGAAAUGAGUCAUUUCUGUUCAGGCCUGAAUGCAACACUUUAAGGCUUUAAGAACGAAGAGACUGAGUUACAAUGAGAGAAGACAUUAAACUAAAACCCUGAUGUGUUUUAUUUCAUGUAACUGGUGAUUGACACAUUUGUGUUCCUACGUGACUUUUUAUAAUUAUUUCAGUUUGAUUGUGACUGUUAUUUGCCUAUGAAGUUUGGCAGUUUGUAGUAUGAGACUUUUUAUUAAAGAUUUCAAGGUUGUAUACGUUGUCUUUCAUUCAGCUCUACAGAAUGUAUUGUGAAUAAUAAGCUCGAUCAAAGCCUUCAAAAUUACAGUACAGCAUAUGUUUGUUGUAAUUUAAAUGCGAUGGUAAUUGCACAAAAAUAUGUAUGGGUUUGUUAGUAAAAUGAAUAACAGGACAAAAGGUGACAGAUUCUCAUGUUAAAUGUUUUCAGGUAUAUUCGAAAAGAUAAUUAUAUAAGGUCACUUUGUUACAAGAGCUUAUUCUAAAGGUGUCAUUCAAAAAAAAAUCAAAAGUGCUUUUCUCCCAAUGAACUGCUUACAUUGCCUUAAAAUCUGUUGAGUUUAUUUCUUGCAUCAUCUCAACACAGAAAUGCAGAAGUCAUGAUAUUAUAAAAUGUUACACAAAAUGCACACUGUGUUAGCAUUUCCUAUGUUAAGUUGAUUAGUAUUGUAUUAAAUGUUUACCCAGUGAGGUUUGGCGUAUGAAAAUGAAGGUACAGGACAUAAUUAAUAGGAAGCAGAUAAGUACAGGCACAUUAAAAACAAA
Labeo rohita (rohu) is the source of this 2426-nucleotide messenger RNA. RefSeq names its product ubiquitin specific peptidase 39 (gene usp39). Gene Ontology annotation, molecular function: zinc ion binding; cysteine-type deubiquitinase activity. Gene Ontology annotation, biological process: protein deubiquitination; mRNA processing; spliceosomal complex assembly. Lineage: Eukaryota; Metazoa; Chordata; Actinopteri; Cypriniformes; Cyprinidae. The record is from RefSeq and is a predicted model, not a curated record. The transcript is spliced from 13 exons. Bases 117 to 1613 code for a protein of 498 amino acids.